Sorghum bicolor (sorghum) is the source of this 1590-nucleotide messenger RNA. RefSeq names its product DIMBOA UDP-glucosyltransferase BX8. The record is from RefSeq and is a predicted model, not a curated record. The coding region runs from base 66 to 1463 and encodes 465 amino acids. Gene Ontology annotation, molecular function: UDP-glycosyltransferase activity. The transcript is spliced from 2 exons. NCBI's taxonomy places the organism in Eukaryota, Viridiplantae, Streptophyta, Magnoliopsida, Poales, Poaceae.
UAGUACACAUCUGUUCGGGCGCCUUAAUUCACCCACAAAGGUAUUAAGCGCGGGCAGCGAAAGCCAUGGCGCCACCACCAGCGCCAACCAUGGCCACCGUCCACGGUGGGCGCCGCCGCCACGUGCUCCUGUUCCCGCUCCCGUACCAGGGCCACAUCAACCCCAUGUUCCGGCUCUCCGGCCUCCUCCACGCCCGCGGCUUCGCCGUCACCGUCUUCCACACCCAGUUCAAUGCCCCCGACCCGGCGCUCCACCCGGACUACCGCUUCGUCUCCGUCCCCAACGGCAGCCCCACACCCGUGCUCGUCGGCAUCAAGGACGUCGUUGCUCAGAUGAUGGAGCUGGGCGCCGCGUGCGAGGCCGCCUUCCGGGACCGCCUCGCCUCUGUCCUGGAGGAGUACUCCAGGGACGCCGUCGCGUGCCUCGUCGCCGACUCACACCUGCUGCCGAUUAUAGAGGUGGCCGCCAGGCUCUCCGUGCCCACGCUGGCGCUCCGCACCGGCAGCGCCGCCUGCUGUGCGUGCUUCCUCGCGUACCCGAUGCUCUUCGACAAAGGCUACCUCCCCGUGCAAGAGUCGCAGCGUGACAUGCCGGUGCUGGAGCUGCCGCCGUACCGAGUGCGCGACCUGCCAAUUGUCGGCGAGGAUGGCGGCGGCCAGGUGCGCGAGCUUAUCUCUCGCGCAACGACUGCCAUGAAGAUCUCCUCGGGCCUCAUACUCAACACGUUCGACGCGCUGGAGCGCCGCGAGCUGGAGGGCCUGCGGCGGGACCUCGCCGUGCCGGUGUUCGACAUCGGCCCGCUCCACAAGCUCUCCCCCGCCGGCGGCGACAGCAGCCUGCUGCUCCCGGACCGGAGCUGCCUCGAGUGGCUGGACGCGUGGCCGCCGGAGUCGGUGCUCUACGUGAGCUUCGGCAGCGUGGCCUGCAUGAGCCCGCGGGACCUGGUGGAGACGGCGUGGGGCAUCGCCGGCAGCAGCGUGCCGUUCCUCUGGGUGGUCCGGCCGGGCAUGGUCAGCGGGUCCGCGGACCACCACCACGACCAUCAUCUCCCCGAAGGGUUCGAGGCCGCGACGCACGGGCGCGGGAUGGUGGUGACGUGGGCGCCGCAAGAGGAGGUGCUUGGCCACCGCGCCGUGGGUGGGUUCUGGACGCACGGUGGGUGGAACUCGACGGCGGAGAGCAUCUGCGAGGGGGUGCCGAUGCUGUGCCGCCCCUACUUCGGCGACCAGAUGGGAAACGCGAGGUACGUGGAGCAUGUGUGGAGGGUGGGCCUCGAGGUGGGUGGCGACCUCGAGAGGGGCAGCGUUGAGGCGGCGAUCCGCCGGCUAAUGACUGGCGACGACGGCGCGGAGAUGAGGACGAGAGCCGGUGAACUGAAGAAGGCGGCAGCCGAGGGCACCGUAGAGGGCGGGUCGUCGUGUCUUGCCAUUGAUAAGCUCAUCACCCACAUGCUGUCGCUGUAAAAUUCGCACGAGUCGAGUCUGAACUCUGAAUCGCGAAAUUCGGGUGAACACCUUGCGGCGAGAGUAGCUCCUACAUUUAUUUGGGAAUAUUUUUCACUACAGAUGCAAGUUUUCCCCUGCAUACAUA